UUCACUACAGGCAUAGCGCUGAAAAAGUCUCAGAGAGAGAAAGCGAGUGAGUGAGAGAGAAGGAGAAAGAGGAGGGAAGAGCUUGUUAGGUGUUCUUCAUUUCGGGUUCAUCAGCAUCCGGGGCAAGGCGAGUGGGGUGUGGAUAUCUUCUCAAACUCAAGUUUUUUGAUUAACUGAACAAUGGAGGUACUUGGAAAAUCUAUGGUAGCAGUGCCUACAAAUGUUAUAUAUCUGUCAACUAUUCUUGGCCAAGAUGGCCCAAACCCUGUUCACAAGUGUGAUUGGAAAUGUGAAAAUGAACAUGUGUGUGGGAACAUGUUCCGCUGCCGUCUAACUGGGCUGACACACAUUUGUGACAAAAACUGUAACCAGCGAAUUUUGUAUGAUAACCAUAACUCUCUUUGCAGAGUUAGCAGACAGAUUUUCCCUUUAACACAAGUUGAAGUGCAGGCUGUGAAAGGUGUACGGAGGAAGUUUGAUGCUGAUAGUUCCCCUUCUGAUAGCUGCGCCUUUAAGCGCAGAAGGGAUGCACAUUUCCACCCAUCACCAUUUGAGAGAUCUUUCACUGCUGUUAGUCCCAUUUGCAGUCAAGUUGGAGAGGGCAUGGACUUGAACUAGAUAUAAUAAAUUUCCAUGCUUUCGUCUGUUUAAUUUUACUUUCUUUUUGGACUGGAUUAGGAACAAUUUCAUAAUUUCCAUGGCAGACUAGAUUGUCUUGCCAUUUUGUAGGAGGACUUAUAUUCUACAAUCCUAUGGACUGUAGCUCUUUAUAACUGUUUAGGAGUAACAAUAUUAUGUCUGCAAACGCUGAUAUGCGCCUGAGUUGAUGUCACAUGAAGGCUUUAACUAUAUAUAGUGCAGCAUUUUGUAUAACCUCUAUUUGGUUUCUGUCUAGUCACUUUAUACUU
Solanum verrucosum is the source of this 908-nucleotide messenger RNA. RefSeq lists its product as uncharacterized. The transcript is spliced from 2 exons. NCBI's taxonomy places the organism in Eukaryota, Viridiplantae, Streptophyta, Magnoliopsida, Solanales, Solanaceae. Bases 181 to 618 code for a protein of 145 amino acids. The record is from RefSeq and is a predicted model, not a curated record.